AUGAAUUAUAUGAUCAUUAGUUACCCCUGAAACACCAUAGACUUGAAGUUCAAUUAUAUUGUCCUUAACUGAGCGAAAUUGUUGAAGGCCACUGAAGGGUCUUAUUAAAAAGGUACUAAUCAAAUCUUCAUAAGAACUUCCACCAGGCUCAUGGCGGGAUGCAUAUCAGACUAAAAAAAAAAGGAUGCAGCACGGUGAAAGGGAUACAUAAAGAAUUUCCCCAUUAAUCAAUCCAAAUUAUUCCCCCGUUUCCUCUGUAUGGCAUGACUGGGUAAAUUAAUGUAGAGCACAGGCAGGACAAAAAAAAAGCGAGAUGAAUACGUUUGGCAUAUGGACCUCUCUUGUGGAGGCCCUGAUAGCCUAUGUGUUGAUGAAGCGGCUGGGUGCGGACAAAGAAGGCAAGUUCCAAUGGCGAAUGCGCCCAUUCGCCAUCUUUUGGUAUGCUGGAGUCGUUUUCUGCGCCUUUUGCAACUUUUUCACUGCCAUCUACUGGGGAGAGCGGACUGCCGAGAAAACUCGUGGAUUUUUCAGGAGUCUGUGCUUCCUGGUGAGCGAGGUGGCCUUUGCAUUUCUCGUGGCCCAGUUCCUCAUGGACUACGGCUAUUACUCGCUCUUCCGAGUGGCCCUCCUGUCCAUGAAAAUGAAAGCCAACAGGCCACAGAAAAUUUGA
Notodromas monacha is the source of this 670-nucleotide messenger RNA. The record is from the annotation of a GenBank genome assembly. Lineage: Eukaryota; Metazoa; Arthropoda; Ostracoda; Podocopida; Cyprididae.